AUGAAUGUGUUUGUUCGCUGGCGCUCCCGCAUCCGAGCCGAAACCAAAGACGACUGCAUUGACCAUCAUAUUGUCCCGGCAGAGCAAACUUCGUCCAUACCUCGUCAUGCUGUUGUCCUCAACCGAAAAUCUACCCCGCAAGACAAACCAUGGAAGUCUCCUUUCGCAUUUCAUACCAUUCUCAACGAAAGUGAUACAAACGAGGCCGCGUACGGUACGAUUGUUCAGCCGCUAAUAUCUGGUGUCAUGGCAGGUGGCUGCUGCAGUUUCUUUGCCUAUGGCCAUUCAGGCAGCGGCAAAACGCAUACUGUUAUUGGGAGUCGGCAGGAAUUAAAGUCUGAUCUCGGUCUUUGCAUGGCGAGUGCAAGAGAGAUGUUUGACCAAAUCACUCAACAGCAUGAACCAUUGGCUGUUGGGCUUGCCGCGUUUGAACUCCGACAAAAAGCCGCUUUUGAUCUGUUGAACAAUGGCAAGAAAUGCCACAUCCGCGAAGGAUCGGAUGAAAAAGUCCAUAUUCGCGGAGAGACGGAAUGCCUACCCGGCGGCCAAGUGCGGGUGCAGCCCAUUGUAAAGCGACCCUGUUGGACCUACGAGGAGUUCUGCACCGUUCUUCUUGAAGCAGUGGCCAAUCGCGCAGUCGGCAGCUCAUCCGUCCAUGACGAAUCGUCACGCACGCACCUUGUACUGGAGCUGGAGAUUAUUAACCAGUCGCUCAUUGACGCGCGUGCGGAACUCAUAAAUCGUGAAUCGGAACUUGUUCCCGUUGGCAAACGGGCUAUCGAUAUAACCGUCGAAGAGCAAACCAAGAGCGUGUUCAAAGACGCAAAUGGCAUCUACAAGCCGCGUCCAGGCUUCAAGAUGGAUAUGGCGCGAAUCAACGCGGCCGAGGCAGAAAAGGCUCUUUUUGAGGACCGAGUAAAGGAAGCAGAGGCAGCUGUUAGUGCUGUCUAUGCAAAGUACAGCACGAGUCUUGGGGGCCGAAUGGUGUUUGUUGAUCUCGCCGGUUCCGAGUAUCAGCAAGACAGCGCCAGCAGCAAAAAUCGACAGACGGCCGCAGAAAGAGUCGAAUCGAGACGGAUCAACACGGACCUGCUCGCUCUCAAAGAAGUGAUGCGUGCCUGGUCAACUCGACAAGCUCGCGUGCCGUAUCGUUCCUCGCCAUUGACCAUGGUGCUACGGGAGACAUUCAGAGACACUAAAGGCCGCAACUCCAACAUGGUUGUCACGGUCUCGCCUACAAAAGUGCAUUAUGCGUCGACGCUGAAUUCGCUGAAAUAUGGUAGUCUAGUGGGAACAGUAGCGUAG
Molecule: messenger RNA, 1305 nt
Organism: [Torrubiella] hemipterigena
Lineage: Eukaryota; Fungi; Ascomycota; Sordariomycetes; Hypocreales; Clavicipitaceae
Source: the annotation of a GenBank genome assembly